AUGUGGCAGAAGUCUUUAGUUUUUCAUAACCAUUCACGCUCCAGCAAAAUGGGUGAACGAUAUAAUAUUCACAGCCAGUUAGAGCAUCUUCAAAGUAAAUACAUUGGAACCGGGCAUGCUGAUACCACCAAGUAUGAGUGGUUAACUAACCAACAUCGAGAUUCUUGCUGCAGUUACAUGGGUCAUCCCGAUUUACUAAGCUACUUUGCAAUUGUAGAAAAUGAAUCUAAGGCACGUGUUAAGUUCAACCUAAUGGAGAGAAUGUUACAACCCUGUGGACCACCCCCAGAGAAACCAGAAGAUUAA
This is a messenger RNA of Parnassius mnemosyne (clouded apollo), 306 nucleotides long. The record is from the annotation of a GenBank genome assembly. Lineage: Eukaryota; Metazoa; Arthropoda; Insecta; Lepidoptera; Papilionidae.